Molecule: messenger RNA, 1673 nt
Organism: Orbicella faveolata
Lineage: Eukaryota; Metazoa; Cnidaria; Anthozoa; Scleractinia; Merulinidae
Product: Fanconi anemia group B protein-like
Biological process (GO): interstrand cross-link repair; positive regulation of double-strand break repair via homologous recombination; negative regulation of double-strand break repair via homologous recombination
Cellular component (GO): Fanconi anaemia nuclear complex
Source: RefSeq, a predicted model, not a curated record
GUGCCCAUUUAUACCCCUGUGUGGAGAGAGGCACUGGGAGAUGGAAGUAUCUUGCUCAAGAACACACUACAAUGCUCUCAGCCAGGGCUUAGAACAGGGCUGCUUGCUCUGUAGUCCAAUGCACUAAGCAUCGCACUUGUGCGCGAAACUUAAACAUGCUUGUUGAUGGUUUCUUUUUAGGCAAGAGCAUCCAGUCUACAUGAAGCUAAAAUGGAGUGUCAUGAGAAACUGAAAAUGGUGGAGCAAUGCUGUAAAGUGUUGAAAGAUAUAACCUGUUCUUAUCAUCCGAACAACGAGGAAAAUGUGAAAAAGAGUUCAGGUCUGCAUUGUCUUCUGGAAGGAGAUCUUGGCGAAGUCAAGCAAGAUACCAGUAACCCUGUGCAAUCAGUGUCAAUAUCAGCACUGACUGUAAAGGAAAUAUGGCAGCGUAUUGUUUAUGACCAGUGGAUUGUUGGCAUUGAUGUGCUGAACACCGGUGAGAGUGCUGUGUCUGAUCUCACACUUGGGCUCGUGAGCUGCCAAUCAGAGGACACUUUGUAUUCAUCAAAGACUGUGAUUUGUGGUAACGUUAACCACCAUCGCAAGCAACCUGAAAAUUCAAAUCUCUCACAUUCGCAGACAUCACCAUCCUUGAAGAGAAUAAGACUUGGCAAUGCAAAAACAGCUCUAAAUGUCAAACAACUGUUACCAGGCAACCAGACAAGAUUGACAGCAGUAUCUUCCAUACCAAGAUUCACAUGUGUAGAUAAUUGUUCAAUGUCUGUUGUCGUCACAUGGACAAGUUACACUAGUGAUGGAAGCCUUGAUCGUCAUUCAAUGCACUGUGGAUACAUAACAUUGUUCACUGAACAAAUCAUGGAUGGUAGACUAAGAGUUAACAGCAAUUUGGAUCCCAGAUCAAUUCAACAAGAUAUUGAGGCCUUGAAAUCAGUUUCCAUUGAAACAGAGCUUGUGUUACAGAGCAGUAUAUCCAGACCACACUACAUCACGGCAGUUCUGAAGAGUUCAAUCAGAGAAGUACCAAUACUUCAGAUUGGAACUGGUGACCAAGGGGACAUAUUUGGCCAUUUUCUGUCUGUUUUUAAAGAUAACGGCCCUCUGGUUGGUGCUGGAAUUGUUUUAAAAGAUGGGCUCAACGAAGGGAAACUAACACUUGUAACAAGAGACAAGAAACAAGUUUACCUGCUGCUUCAUGCACUUCGUCAAGUUCUACCGGAUGAUGUUCGAAUUUUACCCGAUCCUGAGCUCGAAUUAACUGGUGUUAAAACCAGCCUGUGCGCCCUUAAUCAAGAGAUCACAAACUUACAGCAAAAUCUUCAGAGCCUUUCGCAUAACUCGGGUAAAUCCCAUGCAAGGUUUUACACCAGUGACGGGCGUGCCCCUGAAUGCAAAGUCGAGGACGGUGAUGGCGUCAGAGCUUUAAGGGAAGGGUUUGAACGAAAGAGAGAAAGAGAGAUGGUGGAAAAAGAAACUCUGAGUGGGUUAGUUGGCCUAGCAAGGCUGUGGAGUGAUUUUGUCGAGGAUCAAAUGUCAGUCGACGUUGUGGUAGCAGAGACUUGAGGCAGAUGAAAUGAGAUGAUUAUAGCCAACGAGGCACGUCUAUCUAUCAUGUCAUAUCCUAUGCACGCUUGUGGAAUAAUAAGCACUUAAUGACUGGCCCCAAAUGAAACAGU